Molecule: messenger RNA, 3472 nt
Organism: Venturia canescens
Lineage: Eukaryota; Metazoa; Arthropoda; Insecta; Hymenoptera; Ichneumonidae
Product: gastrula zinc finger protein XlCGF26.1-like
Exons: 9
Coding region: 416-1837 (473 amino acids)
Biological process (GO): regulation of transcription by RNA polymerase II
Cellular component (GO): nucleus
Molecular function (GO): RNA polymerase II transcription regulatory region sequence-specific DNA binding; DNA-binding transcription factor activity, RNA polymerase II-specific
Source: RefSeq, a predicted model, not a curated record
AUGAUGUGUGUGUGUGUGUAUCGCAUCUCAUAUACGAACUACGAAACUACGAACACGAUGAUGAGUACUGUGAGAAACAAGAUGGCGAAAGGUCAUUAUCAUAUGGCAAAUGUUGUUACGACAAUAAUUUUAUGAUUUUGGGUUCCGAGAAUUUGUUUGUUUUGUUUACAGUAAAAAAUUAACAACGAAAUAAACUCUAGUAAACUAUAGUCGGUGAUUAAAUAAAGGUUCGGGUUCGGAUAAUCCAUGGAUCUUAUAAAAAAACGAACUUCGAUAUAAAGAGAGGUCAAAGAAAACAGGCAAGAGUUUCGAACGUUAGCUGACAUUCACAAUAGAGACAGAUCAUCGUCGUUGUCGUCGGUGCAACGAUGACUGAGAAUACAAGAUAGUCUAGCUCAUUAUUUCUUUGAGAAAUAUGUCAGGAAAACAGGGACACAAGUGUGUGUUGUGCAACGCGAAUCUUGAGAGCAAAGAAGCUCUACAAGAACACUUCAGGAGACAUGCAAACAAUGAAAUUGACAAGGCCGGACGUGUUGAGCCAAUCGUGGCGUCUGCGGAUUGCAUUUGUGAUAUGUGCGGCAAAAUAUUUGAAUCUUCAACCGAUACGAUAAAACACAGAUUCAAAGUUCAUCCUGAAUCAUCGAAAUAUUAUUGUUGCUACUGCGGCAAACAAUUCCCACUGAAGAUUCACAGAGACAAACACAUUAUUUCUCAUGACGAGGAUGAAAAUAACGAAGCUGAGCACAGAAAGUGUGGAGAGUGUGGCUUUGUUUUUUACAACUCUGUGGCUUUAAGUUUUCAUAUGAGUUCUGCUCACCUUGAGAGCAAAACGUUAAGAAAGUUUGAACGCCGUAAAGAGAUUACUCCUCCUAAGAGAGAACACAAAUGUGUAUUAUGCGAGGCAAAGUUGGAUAGUAAGGAAGCUUUGCGCGAACAUUUCAGAAAACAUGCGAAUAACGAAAUAGACAAUAAUGGAAGAAUGAAAAAGGUCGUGCCAAAGCCAAAGGCGGAGUUCGAGUGUGAUGUUUGCGACAAGUUAUUCACGUCCAUUACCGAGACGAUAAGGCACAGAUUUAAGAUGCAUCCGGACUCUCCAAAAUUUUAUUGUUGCUUUUGCGGCAAACAAUUUCCAUUGAAGAUUCACCGAGAUAAACAUAUGGAGACGCACGAUCCGCACGAAGCAAAUAUAGAACCACACAAAAAGUGCCUAGAAUGUGACGGUCUUUUUUAUAACGAGAAGGCAUUCGAUUUCCACCAUCGAUCCGUUCACAAGAGGAUCGUACAAAUGCUACAGCCGAUUCCAACACCACCACCGAGUAACAAAAUAAAAGUAAAUUCGAUGAACGACGCGUUGAGUGUUUACUAUUGUCACUUGUGCGGGGUCGAGUACGUCAUUAAAUUCAAUUUACAGCAACACCUCGAGCGAGUACAUACGCAGGCGGAAAGAGACGCAGUGCCGGAGGACUUGAUCAAGUGUACAAUGUGUUCGGCUCUGUUCUGCAGUAAACGAGCUUACGAGACUCACAAUAGUUAUCACAAACCGAACGAUUUAUAUGUCACGUCGGAGCAGCAAAGGCUUCAGACGGUAACGAAGGUUGAUCAGGAUUUUGAUAUACGAAGGGUAACCGCGGAAAAAUUUCCACCGCGCGUUAACGAAUCAAAAAGACGAGCAACGCAACAAUGUCGUCAUAGCGGAACGAAACGACCGAGGGACUCGGUGCAAGUCAAGGUCGAAGUCGAUUUUCCAUUUUCUGAUCAGGAAGCGUACGACUAUGCGACACGUUCGAGCGACAGCGAGAGCGAUAUGCCGUUGAAUCGACGAAUGGCCUCUAGCUGACGAUAGCACAAUUAUCCCAUAUUCAGCACCCGACGAAGCACGUAUGCCAAACUAAAAAAUGCCAGACGUUAAAUUUUUAUAUUGCUUGGUGGAUCAUUCGCCGCCUUUUACUUUGUUUCUCCGAAUCUUCGUCGUGCGUACAGCAUUUUUGUAUGGUUCAAUUGAGUAAACAAGAAGCGAGCGAGAAAGCGGCAGGCAUGAUACUUCGGGAUCAUAACAACCGAGGCUGCGUUUCUUCAUUCUUCUUUAUACUGACAUUGAAACAAAAAAGAUUUUUAACAACAAUGAGUAUUCCCGCUUUGGUAAUUAUUAAAAAUCUUACUUGAAAAAUCGCCUCCUGAAAUAAUUCCCGGUAGCAUUUAAACCUGAAAACUCGUCCGAAACAAUUAUUUAAACUCCGAUUUACGAAGACAUUGUACAUUUUUUUUAUUGUUUCUAAAAUACGUUCCAGCUCCUCACCUAGUGUAAUAAAACGGAUAACGAAAUAAUUACGGUGGUAAUAUUGACGAGCCAUAUAAAUUUGUACGCAGCAUUGAUAUUUUUUAAACUUUUUCCUAUUUCAUCAAUCAAUCAGAAAAUAUCAUCAACGCGACACAACAACGGCACCCAAUCUUAAUUUCCAUUCUAUAAAAUCGUUAACAUUAUUCAGUCAUGAAUGUACAAACGAGAUAGCGCAAGAAAGGAAAUAGUCUGUUAAAAAUUCGAAAAUCGUCAAAUGAUUCUUUCAAAAAAAAACCCAAAAUUGUGUAUAUGGGAGAUUAAAAAAAAUUUGAGGCCUUCAUGUAUUAUCCUAACUUAAUUUUUUUUUUUUUUUAAAAUUCAUACUUUCAAUGGCAACUUUCGGUAAGCUUGUGAAUAAAAAACAAUUGUUUUUUAUCUAUCCGAUGUCACUACUUUUUUCUAACAUUGUUGAACCUCAAAGAUCGAUACCUGCUUUUGAGAUACCUCACAAGUCCAUUUUUGAAAAAUCCAGAAAGCACUCGUAAGAAUUCGAAUCACCAGAAAAAAUGGUGCAAGACUGCAGUAGUGUUUUCAUUUUUUUCCCUGCUAAAAUCGAACAAUGGCGUCAUCGGAUUCAUUCAAGAAUAGCUAGACUGGAUUUACCCGAUAAACAUUGACAAGCGUGUCGGCUAAAAGAAGGCUAAUGUAUGUGUACAGUAUAGACGAAAACCUGGGAAUCCAAUCGCCAGUUAUGUCUUCGCUGCUGCGUCCUCAUACAACAAUUAUGAGCAGAGAGUAGCGAAAGUUCAUCAGAUGCCAGCGAAAAUGUUAUAAAUUUGCCAAAAAACACAAUAUUAUUAUAAAUAAAAGAAAACGCUGAGCGUCGAAAAAAUACGAAUCGAACUAGUACCUCGGUAAAGAUCACACAGUUUCACAAUAAUAGGAAAAAACAAUUGUUUCUCAUUUAUACUAAUAUCGCGUUUCUUUCCAAACAUUCCUGCACUUGGACAACAGAAAAAAGUCUCAUGGAAUAAAUGAAUUUAAUAUUCAUAUGAGUUUACUUCAAUCUCGGUGUAUUUCGCUCCGCAUCCCCAAUAUCAUCUGUUCAAUUGGGAUCGGCCUCAACUUAUGCAUGUAAUUGCUGAUAUAUAUAUAUAUAUUUUUUUUCCGAAAAAAAAAAAAAAUCAAAACAAA